This is a messenger RNA of Coffea eugenioides, 4214 nucleotides long. RefSeq names its product tripeptidyl-peptidase 2. The record is from RefSeq and is a predicted model, not a curated record. Gene Ontology annotation, cellular component: cytosol. The transcript is spliced from 34 exons. Bases 4 to 4116 code for a protein of 1370 amino acids. Gene Ontology annotation, molecular function: serine-type endopeptidase activity; tripeptidyl-peptidase activity. Lineage: Eukaryota; Viridiplantae; Streptophyta; Magnoliopsida; Gentianales; Rubiaceae. Gene Ontology annotation, biological process: proteolysis.
GUCAUGCAAAGUCCGCUUCUCAAAGCGGCGAGUUUUACUAAGCUCCAAUUAUUUCCUCCUUAUUACUACUAUCCAUCCAUCAUCAUUCCCCCCAAAAAGCAAAGCAUAAGUAGGGAGAGAAACUCUGGUGAGAAGAAUCAUAGCAGCACUAAGUUCCGCAACGGUACCGGAAUUAGGGCAAUGCCUUUUGGUUCUUCUGUCAACUCCGGUGAAAACAAUGGCUCUUUCCGUAAAGUCAGGUUGAACGAGUCCACUUUCUUAGCCUCCCUCAUGCCUAAAAAAGAGAUUGCCGCCGAUCGCUUCAUCGAAGCUCACCCUAACUUCGACGGCCGUGGCGUUGUCAUUGCUAUUUUCGAUUCCGGAGUUGAUCCGGCUGCGGAUGGACUACAAGUGACGUCGGAUGGGAAACCCAAAAUUCUUGAUGUUCUCGAUUGCACUGGAAGUGGGGAUAUCGAUACAUCAACUGUUGUGAAGGUUGACGCUGAUGGUUGCAUUCGUGGAGCCUCAGGCACUUCCCUGGUUGUAAAUUCAUCAUGGAAGAAUCCUAGUGGGGAGUGGCAUGUGGGUUAUAAGUUUGUCUAUGAGCUUUUUGCUGAUACACUGACAUCAAGAUUGAAGAAAGAACGAAAGAAGAAAUGGGAUGAAAGCCACCAGGAAGCGGUAGCUGCAGCUGUGAAGCAGCUUGAUGAAUUUGAUAAGAAGCACACAAAGGUCGAGGAUACAAACCUGAAAAGUGCCCGUGAAGACCUAAAGAACAGACUUGAGAUUCUGCGUACACAAGCUGAUAGCUAUGAUGACAAGGGACCGGUUAUAGAUGCUGUUGUAUGGUAUGAUGGAGAGUUAUGGAGGGUUGCUCUUGAUACUCAAAGUCUUGAGGAUGAACCAGGACUUGGAAGACUAGCUGAUUGCAUUCCUUUAACCAAUUAUAGGACAGAAAGAAAGUAUGGUGUUUUCAGUAAGGUAGAUGCUUGUACAUUUGUUGUUAACGUAUAUGAUGAAGGCAAUGUUUUGAGCAUUGUGACAGACUGUUCUCCUCAUGGUACUCAUGUUGCUGGGAUUACUGCUGCUUUCCAUCCCAAGGAACCAUUGUUAAAUGGGGUUGCACCUGGAGCACAGCUGAUUUCAUGUAAAAUUGGAGAUUCACGCCUAGGUUCAAUGGAGACAGGAACUGGUUUGACACGGGCUGUGAUUGCAGCUGUUGAGCAUAAAUGUGAUCUUAUCAACAUGAGUUAUGGAGAACCUACACUGCUGCCUGAUUAUGGCCGCUUCGUUGAUCUUGUUAACGAGAUGGUCAACAAGUACCAUAUUGUAUUUGUCAGUAGUGCUGGCAAUAAUGGGCCUGCAUUGAGUACUGUGGGUGCUCCAGGUGGUACAACUUCAAGCAUAAUAGGAAUUGGUGCCUAUGUUUCCCCUACUAUGGCAGCUGGGAUGCACAGUGUGGUUGAAGCUCCUGUGGAAGGACUUGAGUAUACAUGGUCUAGCCGAGGACCAACAGUUGAUGGUGAACUUGGUGUCUCCGUAAGUACGCCUGGUGGGGCUGUGGCUCCAGUACCAACAUGGACUCUUCAACCACGCAUGCUUAUGAAUGGAACAUCCAUGUCAUCUCCUUGUGCGUGUGGGGGAAUUGCUUUGCUAAUCAGUGCUAUGAAGUCCGAAGGCAUACCUGUGAGUCCGUAUAGUGUGCGCAGAGCCAUAGAGAAUACGUGUAAUCCUAUCGGUGAUUGCCUUGAAGAUAAACUAUCUUCUGGGCAAGGACUCAUGCAAGUUGACAAGGCCUUUGACUAUAUUCAGAAGCUGCACAGCUUACCUUCUGCUUGGUAUCAAAUAAAGAUCAAUCAGUGUGGUAAACCAAGUCCUACUUCACGAGGCAUCUACCUGAGGGAGGUCAGCUCUUGUCAACAGUCUACAGAGUGGACAGUGUUAGUUGAACCAAAGUUCCAUGAAGAUGCAAGCAAUUUAGACCAGGUGGUUCCAUUUGAGGAAUCUAUUGAGUUACACUCUACCAAUGAGGCAGUGGUCAGAGCUCCUGAGUACCUUCUAUUGACUCACAAUGGGCGCACUUUCAGCAUAAUUGUGGACCCGACUAAUCUCAGUGAGGGUUUACACUAUUAUGAAGUCUACGGAAUAGACUGCAAAGUGCCAUCUAGGGGCCCUCUUUUCAGGAUUCCGGUUACUAUUACAAAACCAAAAGUUGUCGAAAAUCGACCUCCACAAAUUUCCUUUCAGGGGAUGUCAUUCCGGCCAGGCCACAUAGAACGUAGAUAUAUAGAGGUACCAGUUGGUGCUACAUGGGUGGAGGCAACCAUGCGGACAUCAGGUUUUGAUACAGCUAGAAGAUUCUUUGUGGACAGUGUCCAGAUCUCACCGUUGCAAAGGCCCUUGAAAUGGGAGAGUGUCAUAACCUUCUCUUCUCCUUCCGCCAAAAGCUUUGCCUUCCAGGUUGAGGGUGGCCUGACAAUGGAAUUGGCAGUAGCUCAAUUUUGGUCCAGUGGCAUAGGAAGCCAUGAACCUACUAUUGUUGAUUUUGAGAUUGGUUUCCAUGGGAUCAACACCAACAAAGGGGAAGUGGUACUAGAUGGAAGUGAUGCACCUGUCAGAAUUGAUGCUGAAGGUCUUUUGGCAUCUGAGAAACUUGUCCCUGCUGCAAUGCUAAACAAGGUUAGAAUUCCAUAUCGUCCUGUUGAUACCAAGUGCUUUGCCCUUUCAACCAACCGGGACAAACUACCAUCUGGCAAACAGAUAUUAGCUCUGAUUUUGACCUACAAAUUCAGACUGGAAGAUGCAUCUGAAAUAAAGCCUCAAAUUCCUUUGCUUAACAAUCGCAUCUACGACAACAAGUUUGAGUCUCAAUUUUACAUGAUAUCCGAUUCAAAUAAGCGAGUUUAUGCGAUGGGUGACGUUUAUCCAGAUUCGGCGAAACUUCCAAAGGGCGAAUACAAUUUGCAGUUGUAUUUGAGGCAUGACAAUUUGCAGUAUUUGGAGAGCAUGAAGGGCUUGGUAUUGUUUAUUGAAAGGAAAUUGGAGGAGAAGGAAGUCAUUAAACUGAGUUUCUACAGUCAACCCGAUGGUCCUAUUAUUGGAGAUAGUAGCUUUAAAUCUUCUACAUUAAUUCUGGGGUUGAAAGAAUCCUUUUAUGUGGCUCCGCCAAUAAAGAACAAGCUACCAAAGAACUGCCCUGAAGGAUCUGUUUUGAUUGGAACAAUUUCGUAUGGAAAGGUUUCAUCUGCUGUUUCUGAAGAGGGGAAAAAGCCAAACAAAAACCCUACAUCUUAUCUUUUGUCAUAUAUAGUACCUCCACCUAAGCAUGAUGAAGAGAAGGGAAAAGCUUCAUCUAGAUGUAGUGGCAAAAGUGUGUCUGAAAGAUUAGAGGAGGAGGUCCGAGAUGCCAAAAUUAAGGUUCUUGCCAGCCUGAAUCAAGGCACUGACAAGGAGCGAUCAGAAUGGAAGAAUUUGUCCAUCUCUCUUAAGUCAGAAUACCCGAAGUACACUCCGUUGCUUGCUAAAAUUUUGGAAGGUUUGCUAUCUCAGAGCAGUGCUGAAGACAAGAUUCAUUAUUAUGAGGAGAACUUCAACACUUUGCAGAUGAUUGCUGCUGCAGAUGAUAUCAUAGAUAGUAUUGACAAAGAUGAACUUGCCAAAUACUUUUGCCUGAAAAGUGAACCAGAAGAUGAAGGUGCAGAAAAUUUGAAGAAGAAGAUGGAGACAACCCGGGAGCAGUUAGCAGAAGCACUGUAUCAAAAAGGGUUAGCACUAUCAGAGAUUGAAAAACUAAAGGAGGGUGAGAAAGUUGUGGAUGAGGAAGGUAAUCAAGGUGCAUCAGAAACUGAUGCCAAAUCAGAUUUAUUUGAAGAUAACUUUAAGGAACUAAAGAAAUGGGUGGAUGUUAAAUCAUCUAAGUAUGGGACUCUUGUGGUCAUACGGGAAAGACGUAGUGGAAGGCUUGGAACUGCUUUAAAGGCGUUGAAUGAUCUGAUCCAAGAUAAUGCUGAACCUCCAAAGAAGAAGCUUUAUGAACUAAAGCUCUCAUUGCUUGAUCAGAUUGGUUGGAGCCAUUUGGUUUUGUAUGAGAAACAAUGGAUGCUUGUCCGCUUCCCACCCAGUUUACGUCUUUUUUAGAUACUACUUUCUUUGACAUACUCUAAAUCUUUUGUUCUGUAUAAUCCGAAUAAUAAAUACGAAUUUGUAAACUUAAUAAGUUACAUGUUUUCUUGUUA